AUGCAGGGAGGUAGGAGCCCACCUCAGAAAUCAUCAGACAAUUAUGACAAACAUGAGAAUGGCAGACUUUGGAUAGGUUGGGAUCCUAGAAUUUGGGAGAUUAAGAAUGUAAUGUCUUCUGAGCAGUAUCUACAUAGUGAGGUCUACUUAGCCAAUGGUACCUUCUCUCAUUAUAUGACUGCCAUUUAUGCCCUCAACCAACUGAGUCAUAGGAAGAAUCUCUGGAAUGAUAUACAAAGCCUGGGGGACAGAAUUAAUAUGCCCUGGAUCAUCAUUGGUGACUACAAUAAUGUCCUAAAGGUUAAUGAUCGCAUGGGAGGAAAUGAGGUUCAAGAAUAUGAGUAUAGAGAUUUGGAGAAUAUGAUGGAAGCUAUUGGUGUGUAUGAACAUGAAACCCAGGGUCCUCAUUUCACCUGGUCAAACAAACAUAGCCAGAAUCUGAUACAUUCCAGAAUUGACAGGGCCCUCUGCAAUAGUUUAUGGUUCACUAAAUUCCAGGAUAGUAGGAUUGAUGUGCUAAACCCACACAUUUCAGAUCACUCCCCUCUGAAAGUUUGGAUGGAUAGGCAUAAUAUGAUUAGCAGACAGAAGAGGAGAUUUAAGUUCCUCAAUUGUGUGACUGAGAAGCCUGAAUUUAUGGAGAUUCUGAGGAGCAAUUGGCAACAAGAGAUAGAGGGUAGACCCAUGUAUAAGCUAUGGAGGAAACUCUUUAGACUGCAACCAGAACUACAAAAGUUAAACAGAUAA
Molecule: messenger RNA, 747 nt
Organism: Vicia villosa (hairy vetch)
Lineage: Eukaryota; Viridiplantae; Streptophyta; Magnoliopsida; Fabales; Fabaceae
Exons: 2
Coding region: 1-747 (248 amino acids)
Molecular function (GO): catalytic activity
Source: RefSeq, a predicted model, not a curated record